GCAUGUGUUUCUGAGGGUAUAAGUAUGACAUGAAUCUUCUGGUGAUAAGUGUAUCCUUCCUUUCUUUUUCUUGACUUUUAGUUCAAUUUCCGAACAGGGAGUUUGUGUUUCACUUUAGUGUCUCGGAAUUAUCAGUACCAAUAUUUUUUUCUUCUUCUUCUGCCUCGAAAGCGGAAGAAGCUUCAAUUUCCGUGCUCGAGAGAUUUCUAUAUCUGACUCUCUUCCCAUCCCAUCGUAUCCCAUCCUAUUCAAUCUCAUACUAUCCUAACCACCCUCUCCCUCCCCUCUCUCAUCUCAAAAUGAGACCCAUCAUCUUCCUCCAGCACCUCCUCCUCAUCUCCCUCAAUCUAUCCCCCAUCACCGCCCUCUCGGCCGCAAGCUGGCGCGCACAAUCUAUCUACCAAGUCAUCACAGAUCGGUUUGCCCACACAGAUGGAUCGACAACAGCGUCGUGUAAUGUGAACGAGUAUUGUGGAGGCACGUGGAAGGGAAUCGUGGCAAAGUUGGAUUAUAUUCAGAGCAUGGGGUUUACGGCAAUUUGGAUUUCCCCAAUUGUGCAAAAUAUUGCGGGAGACAGUGUGGACGGCUCAAGUUACCAUGGCUACUGGGCUCAGAAUAUCUACCAAGUAAACCCCAAUUUCGGUACUGCGGCGGAUCUUAAAGCAUUAUCUGCAGCGUUACAUGCUAGAGGUAUGUAUUUGAUGGUUGAUGUUGUGACAAAUCACAUGGCAUAUUUGGGCAGUGGAUCGAGUGUGGAUUACAGCAUUUAUACACCUUUUAAUUCCAAAUCAUACUACCAUCCCUUCUGUCUCAUUGACUAUAACAAUGCCACAUCAAUUAAAGUCUGCUGGGAAGGCGAUAACAUCGUCUCACUCCCCGAUUUGCGCACUGAAGAUUCAAAUGUACAGGCAGAGUGGAAUACGUGGAUUGGACAGUUGGUGGCGAAUUAUUCGAUUGAUGGGCUGAGAGUUGAUAGUGCUCAACAGACGGGCGUGGGAUUUUUCCCGAGUUUUCAAAAUGCUGCGGGUGUAUAUGUUGUUGGAGAAAUUUUUAACGGUGAUCCGACAUAUGUGUGUCCGUACCAAAAUUAUAUGAAUGGAGUUCUGAAUUAUCCUGCCUACUACUGGAUAACCCAAGCCUUCCAAUCCACAAGCGGUAGCAUUUCCAAUCUCGCAAACGGAAUCAACACCAUGAAAUCCACCUGUUCGGAUACCACGCUCCUCGGUUCCUUUAUAGAAAAUCACGACGUAGCGCGCUUUCCCUCUUUGACAUCUGAUGCCUCGCUUGCGAAAAAUGCUAUUGCUUUUACGAUCUUGGCGGAUGGAGUUCCUAUCAUAUACCAAGGCCAAGAACAACAUCUAUCCGGAAACAGCGUACCCAAUAACCGCGAGGCCCUCUGGCUCAACUCCAAUUCAUAUUCCCAAACCGGAGUAUACUACAAACUCAUCGCCUCCGUAAACCAAAUCCGCAAUCAGGCAAUCUAUGUAGAUCCUACUUAUCUCACUUAUAAAGCGUAUCCAGUCUAUAGCGAUUCGCAUACGAUUGUUAUGAGAAAGGGAUUUACGGGAAAACAAAUUAUUGCUGUGUUUAGUAAUUUGGGGGCUUCGGGGAGUGCAUACACCCUCACCCUAUCAAGUUCCCAAACGGGAUUUACGACAAAUCUGCAGGUAACAGAGAUCCUAACUUGUGGGUCGUAUACGACGGAUGGGAGUGGAAAUUUGGCGGUUGCGAUGGCGGGAGGUGCGCCGAGAAUUUUUUACCCAAGGGCUGCGUUGGUGGGGAGUGGGGUUUGUGGGUUGUAGAGAGGAGGUUGGAGGGGAAAGAAAGAUGGGGAUGAAGGCGGAAAGGGAAAGGAGAGAAGAUUAGCGAUCUUUGGAAUCGGAAAAGGAAGUGUAGAUUUGUUUUCUUGAGAUUUCUUUUUUGGAGGAGGUGGUUGUGGAUAUAUAUACGUCUAACUCUGUGAAUCAUACAUACACUAUACACACGAUUGAUGGCACAUGUGAUUCAAAGGACAUAGCUUCGGUGGAUAUAGAAGAGUUAGAAAACUCGUGAUAGUGAGUUGUCAAUUUGAAUUGAGUGAAGAGCGUGCUCUUCUAAAAGCUAUAUA
Molecule: messenger RNA, 2107 nt
Organism: Botrytis cinerea B05.10
Lineage: Eukaryota; Fungi; Ascomycota; Leotiomycetes; Helotiales; Sclerotiniaceae
Exons: 10
Coding region: 300-1802 (500 amino acids)
Biological process (GO): carbohydrate catabolic process
Molecular function (GO): alpha-amylase activity; calcium ion binding
Source: RefSeq, a predicted model, not a curated record